This is a messenger RNA of Amoebophrya sp. A25, 7180 nucleotides long. NCBI's taxonomy places the organism in Eukaryota, Dinophyceae, Syndiniales, Amoebophryaceae. The record is from the annotation of a GenBank genome assembly.
GGCGUUUCUCAUUCUUUUCCGCGAACAGGUCAUGCUGGUAGAAAUAGCUUUACGGACUCGCUAAAUGCUAGUAGAAGUAGAACGACUCCAGGCUCAUAUGACUAUGGUAGAAAUUGUGUAGGUGUAUUCGAUAAGAAAUUCACAUGGACGCACGAAGGCGUAACAGCGCGAGGAUUCAAUUCGUGCAUAGAAAACUCGUGGCAUUCGUGCCCGUGGUCUCCGCAUCGCGAUUGCCGCCCGACGGUCCUUGAUUCACUAACUGCUAGCUGCUCGAUUUGCAGUUGGGGUGUUCGUGAAGGUCAGAAGAGAAAGGAUAUCAAGUGUGGAGGGGUACGCGGAAGAAGAUUUGUCGCAACCGCUGCGCGAGUUGGAACGAAGAAGUACUCAUCGCUGAAAACUCCGGCUUCUAGGUUAAAAUUGCACGCGGCAUUUUCCGCCACACGAAGUUACAAGAUGCCGCCGAAAUCAAGAGACGAGAAGACCAUCGAGGAACGAUAUCAGAAGAAGACCCAACUGGAGCACAUCCUGCUGCGGCCUGAUUCUUACGUCGGUUCCACGGAGAUGGCGGAGGGAGUCAUCCAUGUGAUGAAUAAACAGAAAAAAGUACUACUACUCCUUCACUCUUUUCUUGAGAAUUAGGGUUUUUUUUUAUGCAUAAUAGAUACGAAAUAAGAAAAACGAACACGAAAUCCAAAUCCUUUUGCUGAUGUUGGAUACAUGAUUAUCCUUGAAUACUAUGCUGUGGAUGAAGUUGCGCUUAAUGAAUGCUAGACUUGGGCGCCCGGUAGCACUCCUCCCACUAGGAUCAUCCACCCCCGGCACGCACUUCCUCAACCCCGGCGCGAUUCCGCUUCCCCGGCUCCUCCCCCGCCCGCCAACUGUCUGGCGGCGUUGAUCGUUGGAACAAGAGCUGGGCGGGGGACGGCGUGCGGCCAUUGAUUAAGAACGCACAGACCGAAGUCGCUGGGUUAUCGGCGUGCUCUCCUUUUGGUAGGUUUGGCGUUCUUUUGCGUGCAAGUUGCAGCGCUCGAGUUUGCAACUUGUCGAGGUUCCUCUUCUUGUGAUACAGUCAAAAACUUUGGAUGGGAAUGCUUCGAGCUUCGUUGUUAUUCGAUAUAGUCAAAAUUUUUGGGCUUCCAGUCUCAGGCCUGGAGCUUUGAGACACUGAGGCGCGGCCUUUAAUCUUAAGCAUUCAGCUUUGGGCUUUUGGCCUGGGGCUUUCAGCUUCGCGCUUUCAGUUUUGAGCUUCGACCCUUGAAUGAGCUUCAGCCUUGAGCCUUCAGCGAGCUUUGAGUUUUCAACUUUGAGCUGUCCGCUUUGGGUUUUCAGCUUUGGGCUUCCAGUUCCAGCUUCGACUUUUCAACUUUGAGCUUUCAACUUCGAGCUUUCAGCCUUGGGCCUUCGACUUUGAGUCUUCAGCUUUGAGCAGUCAGGCGUGAGCUUUCGGCCUGAGCUGACGCUUUAAGGCUCAGAGCUAACCAAAUCCGAGGCUUAUUUUCAGUUUUUUUAGUUCAAAAGGCUUCGUCUUUAUCGCGUAAGCUUUAAACUUAGUGCCCAUCUGCGCGAAGUCAGGGCCAGCCAAUUCUUGGGCUUUUUUUCAAUUUAUUUUGGUGUUCAAAUUAUAUAGGUUUUGGCUUUAUCGCGUAGGGCUUUAGUUUACUUUCGCGCCCAGGCCCAUCUGCGCGAGGUUGGUCAGGUCUAACCAAGUCCCAAGCCUCGCAAGCUCAUAAGCCUGCAAGGCCAUAAGUUCAUAAGUGGCGCUGGUGGUGAUGAUGAUGGUGAUGCUGAUGAUGAUGCAAACCCACCGAUCGGAUGGGGCGGGAUGCGUGAGUUCGUAACUUCAGAAUGAAGCUCGUGGUGGCUCAUAAGCUCAGAACUUCGGAAAGCUUGGAAGGGUCGGAAAGUUUGGGAAGUUUGGAAAGCUUCGAAAGUUUGGAAGUUUUGGGAAUUUCGGAAAGCUUGGAGAGUUUGGAAAAUUCGGAAAGUUCGGAAGGCUCGGAAAGGCAGGAAAGUUUGGGAAGUUUCGAAAGCUGGGAAAGUUGGGAAAUUUUUGAAAGCUUGGAGAGUUUGGGAGGUUUGGAAAGUUUGGAAAGUUUGGAAAGUUUGGAAAGCUUGGAAAGCUUGGAAAGCUUGGAAAGUUUGGAAAGCUUGGAAAGCUUGGAAAGCUUGGAGAGUUUGGAGAGGCUGGAAAGGUUGGAAACCUUGGAAACCUUGGAAGGCUUGGGAAGUUUGGAAAGUUGAAGGUUUGGAAGGCUCGGAAGUUCUGAAGCAAACCUGGGAAAGUUUGGAAAGCUCGGAAGUUUUGAAGUUCGGAAGUGCGGAACUGAAGUUCAUGAGUCAGAAGUGGAAGAGUUUGGGGCUCGGAAGUGGGGGAGUGAGAGUUUGGCGGGGCCGUUGUUGUUUUUUAAUUUAGCUCUUUAAUCUUAGACCAACAGCAUGAUCAUGACCUUUUAAUGCUCUUCCUCAUCUUUGUUCUUCUCCACAGAUUUUCGAGCAGCGAAAGUUGAAUUACGCGCCAGCGUUGUACAAGAUCUUCGAUGAGAUUCUCGUGAAUGCAGCAGACAACUUUCAGCGGGAUAAGAACAUGGCUGAAAUUCGUGUUUGGCUCGACCCGGCAGCCGGGAUGAUUCGUAUUAAAAAUGAUGGCGCGACCUUGCCAGUCGAAAUGCACAAGACGCAGAGAGUUUAUGUCCCAGAACUCGUCUUUGGGCAUUUGUUAACCUCCGACAACUACGAUGACACGGAGAAAAAAGUGGUCGGCGGCCGCAACGGUUACGGUGCAAAACUCGCGAACAUUUUUAGCACGAAAUUCACGAUCGAAUGCAGCGACUACAAAACAAAGAAGCUGUACAGACAGGAAUUUCAGAACAACAUGCAAGUGAUCGGCAAGCCGGAAAUCACGAAAAUCGAAGCGGCUACGCACCCAACGAAGAAGUCCCACACCAUAGUGACCUUUUGGCCGGACUGGGCUAAGUUUCAUAUGACGAAGAUGGACCGCGAUAUCGUUCAGUUGUUCGAGCGUCGUGUGUACGACAUCGCGGGCACGAGUGACGCAAAGGUGAAGGUCUUUCUGAACGACGAAGAAAUUCCGGUUAAAUCGUUCAAGGACUACGUAGACCUGUACCUUUCCGACGCGCCAUCGUACAAACAGAGCUCCUCGUCAGGGGCGAGCGACAACGGAAGCGCCGAAGAAGCCGGCCCGGUGAAGAUUUACGAAAAAUGUGGUGAGCGGUGGGAGAUUGCGAUGAGCAUUUCCGAAACCGGGCAGUUCCAGCAGGUGAGCUUCGUGAACGCCAUCAACACUUUGAAGGGCGGCACGCAUGUGGCUCAUGUCGCAGACCAGAUCGUGAGUACGAUUCACAAGAAAGUUUCUUCGAAGGCAGGCAUGGAGAUUAAGCCCGCGCACAUCAAGAACCACAUGAUGAUCUUCGUCAACUGCCUCGUUGAAAACCCGGCAUUCGACUCUCAAACAAAGGAGACGCUGAAGACGAACCAAAGCAAAUUUGGCACAGUUUGCAAGAUUUCGAAAAAGUUUGACGACCAGGUGCUCAAAUCCGGCAUCUGCGAUCUGAUCACACAGUGGGCGAGAGCUAAAGAAAGUACUGAUUUUUCGACUUCUCUCACCUAAUGAACACCAUUGCACUGAUUGUUCGCCGUUGUUCUUGUUUUACAGUAAAAACAGAUCAUUGUCACUAGUACGCAUUUUAUUCAUUCCUGUUUCAUCUCUCCCUUCGUCCAGAAAUCGACCUGGGACGUCAAGUAAAGGCGAAAAACGUGAAGCGGUUGGUUGGUAUUCCGAAGCUAGAGGACGCCAACGACGCUGGCGGCAAAGACAGUGAGGACUGCACUUUGAUUCUGACGGAGGGAGACUCCGCCAAAGCGUUAGCUGUGGCGGGUCUUUCUGUAGUAGGUCGGGACAAAUUUGGCGUGUUCCCGUUGAAGGGUAAGCCGUUGAACGUGCGCGAAGCCACGCAUCAGGCUGUAAUGAAAAACGAGGAAAUCCAAAACAUCAUGAAGAUUAUGGGCAUGGAUAUCCGAGAUCACGACCGCAGCGACACCAAAGGACUCCGAUACGGAUCCGUCAUGAUUAUGGCAGAUCAAGACUUCGACGGCAGCCACAUCAAGGGUUUGUUGUUGAACAUGCUCGAGCAUUGGUUUCCAAAACUUCUCCGACUGCCCGGCUUCUUGCGUGAAUUCAUUACUCCGAUCGUCAAAGUGUCGAAGGGCGAUGUGAAAAAGAGUUUUUUCACAGUGGGCGAGUACGAGGCGUGGAAAGCGCUCAACAACAAUGGCAAAGGGUGGCAGAUGAAGUACUAUAAGGGUUUGGGAACCUCGACGUCGAAAGAAGCAAAAGAAUACUUCAGAAACAUCGAGGAUCACGGUAUGACAUUCGACUGGACAGAAGCAACGGCGGAGGCCUUGGAUUUGGCGUUUAACAAGAAGCGAGCUGAUGACCGCAAGGAAUGGAUGAACCAACACACGGAGGGAGAGUACGUGGACCACACACAGCCCAGCGUGACGUAUCAAGACUUCAUCAACAAAGAGUACGUGCUCUUCGCGAAGUACGAUAUUCACCGCAUGAUUCCUAACCUGAUGGAUGGUCUCAAACCGUCGCAACGCAAGGUGCUCUUCUCCUGCUUCAAGCGUAAGCUGACGAAAGACGUGAAAGUGGCACAGCUCAGCGGAUACGUGAGUGAGCACGCAGCCUACCAUCACGGAGAGGUCUCACUGCAGACCACAAUCGUCAACAUGGCGCAGGACUUUGUCGGCAGCAAUAACGUCAACCUUCUGGUACCAAGCGGUCAGUUCGGUACAAGAAUACAGGGAGGUAAGGAUGCAGCCAGUGCAAGGUACUAGCGUAUAAGAAUUGCCAUUAUAAAGAUAAAGUUCAGUCUCAGGCUUUUGUGCUGUCUAAAAAAAUCCGUGAUUGCUAGGGUUAUUUUUCACGGAACUCAUUUUUCAUCAUCAUCGACUUUCAAUUUCAUCCCAGGUAUAUUUUCACGCGUUUGCACGAAGUUGCGCGCAAAAUCUUUCAUCCCGAUGACGAUGCUCUACUUGUGUACCAAGACGAGGAAGGACAGAGAAUUGAGCCAAAGCACUACUACCCCAUUAUUCCUAUGGUUCUUUGCAAUGGCGCUGAAGGUAUCGGAACGGGCUGGUCCACCUUCAUUCCAAACUACAACCCACGUGACUUGAUCAACGCCAUGCGCGCUUUCAUCCAAAGUAAGUCGUUUCCGGCGUUUAUCCCCUGGUACCGAGGCUUCAAGGGUGACAUCCAACUGUCGGAGGAUAGAAAAGCCUACACGGUGUACGGCAAGGUGGAAGCAACGAGCGACACGACAGUGACAAUCAAAGAGUUGCCGAUCAAAAAGUGGACGCAGGACUACAAGGAAUGGUUGCAAAAACUUCUUCCGGCUGCCCAGGACGACCCAUCCAAAGCGUCGAUCCAGGAUUUUCGCGAGUACCACACCGAAUCGAAUGUGCAUUUCGUGGUGACGCUCUCACCAGAGCAGAUGGACCGCGCACUGGAAAAAGGACUGCAGAGCUAUUUCAAGUUGAGCGGCUCGCUUUCCUGCCAGAAUUUGGUGCUAUGGUCGCCACAGGGGAACAUCAAGCGCUAUGAAGAAGCAGCUGACAUCGUCCAGGCCUUCUGUCCGGUUCGGCUCGAGUAUUACAAGAAACGGAAGAAGAAUCUCUUAGUGAAGUUGCGCCGGGAAUGCGAAAUUCUCAAUCAGAAAGUGCGCUUCAUCCAAGAAGUGAUCGAGCAAAAGCUAGUGGUAGCGAAAAAGAAGAAGGACGUUCUUCUCGCAGAGCUCAAGAAGGAGGGCUAUCUUACGAAGAGCGACAUUAAUGCGAAGUACGUGGACGAGUUCACGAAAACCGGAGCAGCAGCAGGCCAAAUGGAAGAAGGAGAAAAUGAUGGUGGUGCGGCAGCUGCAGCAGGUGGCGGCGGAAGCGGCGGCAAUCAAGGCUACGAGUACCUUUUGAGCAUGCCACUCUGGAGCCUCACUUACGAGCGAGCGGCAGAGCUUCGUACUGCUAGAAAAUCACAUCAGCAAGUUUUUCUAAUUACCCGUAGUAUCCGCAGCAUUAUCAUUAUGAUAGAUCAUAAGUUUUCGCUAUCUGUUGUACUUUGUACGUGAGAACACGGUUACAAGAACCUCCUAAUUUCUGAUAAUAUGAUGCUUUUCAUUCAAUCUUUUGAAAUUUAAUGCGUCUUCUGUGCCUCUUUCACUCCUUACAGGCUCACAGUUCGAAACGAAGCAGAAGGAGGUCCGCGCUCUGGAGCAGACUUCGCCUGAGGACAUCUGGGAUGGCGAUCUCAAAGAGCUGCUGCGGGUUCUGAACGAAAUAGAGGCGCAGGACCGUAUUCAGCGACAGGAGGAGGACAAGCUCGCGAAGAACAAGAAGUCGCGUGCUGUCAGCCGUGCCGAUGUGACGAAGCGCAAGGCAAUCGGCGCGAAAAGACGGAAAGCCGAAAUCGCAAAGGAAAAUGUCCCGGAAAGCGAGAGCGAAGACUCACCAAAAGCGGGUAAGAAGAAGAAGCUGGAUGAUGCGCAAAUUGCAGCUUUGGUCAAAACACCGACGAAGGAGGAGACGCAAAAAGACUUUCUCGCAAGGUUGCAGGCAAAGCAUAAGGCCAGGUCCCAGUUGCUCGCGAGCAGGAGUACAGCUGCGACGCCCGCUUUCGGAUCGACCAGCCAGAGCGUGUUUCCGCCAUCUGGAGGAGGUAGUGCAGGUGGCUCGUUUGCAGGAAAUUUCCAACGGGGGCAAUCAGGCACCGGCGGGCAGCCAGGGAUGGCUACCGGCAAUGGAUAUGCGCCACGGCCAGGGUCUGGACACCCAUCAGCGAACGACACUGCCGCAAACGGCCCAGCGCCAAUGGUAAUUGACUAGGGUGAUAAGCAGUGACAUGGAAGUCCUUCCCCGCAAAAAUACAGUUCUUGGACACUGUUCAACUUAAGUACCUACAAUUCAUGCUUAGUAUGCUGUCGCGAGACAUAUCAAUCUUGUGUCGGUCCCCAUGCCGGAUAAAAGACGCAAAAACAAAGACAAACCAUGGCACCUAGUCAUGAUAUCAUCGAAGAUACAUGUCUUUUUUACCUUGCCUACGCCUUCAUAGCACACGCAGGAGUGAACCCAACCAGCGCCAGACCUUUUCACCUGCAUUUUUUAAUUC